GGGCGCACCGAGCCAUGCGUCGGCGAGGAAGGCGAGGCUCUACUCAGAGGAGUUCUUCACAGGAGACUAAUGAUCUGGGCCCACUUCCAGACGGCUGGGAGGAGCGGGUCGACUCGCGCGGACGCAAGUACUAUGUCGACCAUACGACGCGGAGCACGUCGUGGAACGACCCGCGGCUGACCAGUGCUGGCGGUGGAGGGUCUAGCAGCGCAGCUGGGGGAGGAGGGAGGAGCGCCAGUGCAAGCUCUGGUGGGAGGGCUCAGGCAGAGUCGGAGGAGGCUGCGCGACAGCAGUAUCAGUCGCGUGUGGCGCUGGUGGCGUCGCCGACGGCGUCGACUUCGACGACAGCGACGGCGGCGGACGGGACGGCUGCCGGAGAAGAGCCGCUGCCAGACGGAUGGGAGAUGCGGCGGGCGGCCAACGGGCGAGUGUACUUUGUGAAUCACAACGACCGCACAACAUCCUGGGAGGAUCCGCGGACGAGUAGCCGCGGCGACGGUGGCGGCGGCGGCGGUGGCGGCAGCGGCGGUGGCGGUGCGGCGGCGGGUGCAGCGACAGCGGCGGCGUCGGCGUCUGAUUCCGAUGACGACGAAGACGACGACGAUGCUGGUGAUUUGCCCGACGGAUGGGAGGAGCGAGUCGACGGGCGCGGGCGGGUGUACUACGUCAAUCACAACCAGCGGACGACGCAGUGGGAGCGGCCGACGAACGGCAGUCGUUCGCGGCGAUCGCGGCGGUCACGGCGACGGGAGCGACGCGAGCGGCGGUCGCGGCGAAGCGGGAGCCGGGCGAGCACGACUGAAGGGCCCAGCGCGUCGGCAGUCGCCGGCUCGACCACACCUGGGCUGCCGUCGGGAUGGGAGCGGCGGACGGAUGCGCGUGGGCGGACGUACUACGUUGACCACAACACGCGGACGACGCAUUGGGAGGCACCGGCGCCGGUCACGGUGCCGGGAGCGAGUAGCGGCGGAGGCGAGCUUGGCCCGCUGCCGGCCGGGUGGGAGCAGCGGCUGACUGCGGACGGGCGGACGUUUUUUGUGGACCACAACACGCGGACGACGACAUGGGAGGACCCGCGGCUUGUGGGCGGGGUGGCGACGGGCGGAACGAUCAUUGUGCCCGAGUACCAGCGUAACUUUACCGCCAAGGUGCAGUACUUUCAUGCGCACCACCCGCUGGCGCAAGGCGAGUGCAUUGUCAAGGUUGCCCGCGAGACGAUGUUCCAAGACACAGUGCCUGCCAUCAUGAGCAAGGAUCCAUCGGAGCUCCAGAAGCGGUACCGUGUUGUGCUCCGCGGCGAAGAGGGCUUGGACUACGGCGGCGUCUCCCGCGAGUACUUUUUCCAGAUCUCGCGCGAGAUGUUCAACCCGUACUACGGGCUCUUUGAGUACUCUGCCACGGACAACUACACGCUGCAGAUCAACCGGUUCUCCAACAUCAACGAGGACCACUUGCUGUACUUCCGAGCCAUCGGGCGGAUCAUGGCGGUGGCAGUCCUGAACCACAAGUUUGUGGACGCCUUCUUUGUCCGCCACUUUUACAAGGCCAUGCUCGGCAAGCCGGCCGACGUCGAAGACCUCGAGCUUGUUGACGCCGAGUACGCGCGGUCGCUCAAGUGGAUGCUCGAGAAUGACAUCACGGACAUCAUGUACGAGACUUUCACCGACUCACUGGAGGAGUUUGGCGCGACGCGCGAGGUGGAGCUCAAGCCCGGCGGCGCUGACAUAGACGUGACCAACGAGAACAAGGCCGAGUACGUGAGGCUGGUUGUCAACUUCCGGCUCGUCGACUCGGUUAAGGACCAGAUGAACGCGUUCCUCACCGGGUUCGGCGAGGUCAUCCCCAUCGACGCGCUGGGCAUCUUUGACGAGAAGGAGCUCGAGCUGUUCAUUGGCGGCAUUAACGACAUCGAUGUCGACGACUGGGAGCGCAACACCAUCUACCGCUCGCCCUUCCAUCGCCGCCACAAGGUCAUCAAAUGGUUCUGGAAAGCUGUCCGCUCGUUCUCUGCCGAGCAGCGCUCGCGGCUCCUCCAGUUUGUCACCGGCACGUCCAAGCUCCCGCUCGGCGGGUUUGCCGAGCUCUACGGCUCCAACGGCAAGCAGCAGUUUACCAUUGACAAGAAGAAUGGCUCGCCCAACUCGCUCCCGGCCGCCCACACUUGCUUCCUCCGCAUCGAUCUGCCGGUCUACCGCUCGUACGACCAACUCCGCGAGAAGCUGCUUUACGCUGUUGAGGAGGGUCAAGGCGCAUUCAUGAUGGAGUAGUGAGCGUUGCCCACCAACGGAAGAUAUCUUGAACCGAAGAUAGCAUC
Molecule: messenger RNA, 2314 nt
Organism: Thecamonas trahens ATCC 50062
Lineage: Eukaryota; Apusomonadida; Apusomonadidae
Product: E3 ubiquitin-protein ligase NEDD4
Exons: 2
Coding region: 15-2267 (750 amino acids)
Biological process (GO): ubiquitin-dependent protein catabolic process
Molecular function (GO): ubiquitin protein ligase activity; protein binding
Source: RefSeq, a predicted model, not a curated record